AUGUACUCCCCUUUUCUGUCCCUUUUAAACCCCUUCCCCCCCACUCUCCUCCCUCUCCCUCUCCCUCGUUCUCGCAGGCCUCUCAUUGGGCAGCUUCCAGAAUUCGCCAAUCGCGAGCCUAAGCCCAUACCUGCGUCCGAGCCUGCGCCUCUAGGUCCGGCAACCGUCAGCCCGCUGCUUUGGAAGUGGAGGUGCCAGCUGGGAACGGUCUUUGGCCUCUCCAUCGGCCCCUUCCAGCCGCUCAUCGUUGCCGAGCCUGAUCUCUUCCACCAGAUCCUUAUAGCCAAAAACUCCUCCUUUCAGAAGAAUCAGAACGCCAGGCGGGUGGUGAGCUUCCUGGCGAACGGGCUGGUGUUCUCUGAUGGAGCCUUCUGGGCGCGGCAGCGCAAGAUGAUCAGCCCUGCCUUCAGCCCCUCGUACCUCAAGGUGAGUGCGGUUGCCCUGCCCCGCUCUGCUGCCCGUCUUACCUCAAGCACUGGAAGCACAGAGCGUUUCUUCUCAGGCCGCUUCCUCAUCCCUUUGUAUACGUGGCUACCCACCCAGGAGAACAGAGCGCUGCAGCAAGCAGGGGAGAAAGUAAAGCGGCUGUGUCUGGACCUCAUUGCGCGGCGGCGACAGGAACAAGCGGGCGCACCAAGGAGGGACCUCCUGGCAGUGAUGCUGGCAGCAAGGGAUGACGUCAGCAACGAGCAGAUGACUGACCAGCAGCUGGUGGACGAAUGCGUCACCUUCCUUGUGGCCGGUACAGUGCGCAACGAGCAGAUGACCAACCAGCAGCUGGUGGACGAGUGUGUCACGUUCCUUGUGGCCGGUACGGCGGUGCUGAAUGAUGGUGAUGGGUGCAGGUGGAGUGCACGUGGUGAUUGUGCUGCGGUGAUGUGGGAUGAAGUUCGCCCAUCGUUUUUCCACCCCUCCCUCCCUCCCAUUCCUUCAGGUCACGAGACAACAGCCAAGUUACUUACCUGGACUGUGUACCUGCUUGCACGCUAUCCUGAGUGGCAGCGGCGGGUGAGGGAGGAGGGCGACAGGAGGAGGGGGGGCGGAGGGAAGGUGACGUGGGAGCAAGUGGGGCGGUUGAGCGAGAUGCACAUGGUGCUGUUGGAAACACUCAGACUCUUCCCCCCAACCCCUGCCAUCACCCGCGAAGCAAGCAAGGACGUCUCCCUGGGCCCCUACUCUCUCCCCGCAGGCACACGCAUCACUAUGGCCAUCGCCCUAGUGCACAGCGACCCGCGCUUCUGGGGGAAGGACGCUCUAGAGUUCAACCCAGCACGCUUCAAAGAUGGGAUACAGGGAGCAUGCUCGCACCCACAGGCCUUUCUGCCAUUCUCAGCGGGCCCUCGGGAUUGCAUCGGCUCAAACUUUGCUCUCUCGGAGGCCAAGGUGGUUCUUGCACACAUGGUGAGUCGCCUAGAGUGGGAGCUCUCACCCACUUAUGUUCACUUGCCGACUAUGGGAAUCGCGCUUAGCCCUAAAUACGGGAUGCCGCUUCGGAUGCGGCUAGUUGAGUAG
Closterium sp. Yama58-4 is the source of this 1512-nucleotide messenger RNA. The record is from the annotation of a GenBank genome assembly. NCBI's taxonomy places the organism in Eukaryota, Viridiplantae, Streptophyta, Zygnematophyceae, Desmidiales, Closteriaceae.